This is a messenger RNA of Xenopus tropicalis (tropical clawed frog), 6791 nucleotides long. RefSeq names its product olfactomedin like 2B (gene olfml2b). The coding region runs from base 481 to 2769 and encodes 762 amino acids. The record is from RefSeq and is a predicted model, not a curated record. Gene Ontology annotation, cellular component: extracellular region. Lineage: Eukaryota; Metazoa; Chordata; Amphibia; Anura; Pipidae. The transcript is spliced from 8 exons.
GACGCAUCAGGGCAGAUCUAAAGAAAGAAGCCCCUCGCUCUGCCUCCUUGUCUCUCCCAACUGAGCGCAGCCAGAGGCAGAGCACACACACAGCACAGGCAGAGCACACACACAGGCAGAGCACAGGCUCCCUCCUUAGCAUGCAGAGCACAAUCCAGCGCUGCAGCCAGAGCACUGAGGCUGCCUGACACCAGCAGGGCACCAGAGCAGGUCACACAGUAGGCAGGGAAAGAACCAUCUCUCAUGCCCACAAUUUCUGUCCUCCUUGAGCUUUGCCUGUCCAUGCAGCAGUGGAAUAUUAUGGAUUUGGGACUUACAGAGGGGGCUGCAUUUAAAUCUCCUUGAUGUGAAAAAUAUAUAUUGGUUUUGGAUUUCUGCUCCCUCUUGGAAUUAACAGGAUUUUCCUUGGUCUCUCCUUGGCUAAUUACCUGUAACACCAGCUCUCAGGGAAUUGUCUGGCCCUGCCUGUGAUCCUCUAUCAUGGAACAAUGUAGGAAUAUGUUACUUCUCUUUCUCUUUGUAUGUGUCCAUGUGUGCAUGGGAUCUACAACUCCCGGGGACACCAACAGGCAGCCUCUAGUCCAGCCAACUGAGGCCCCCACCGUGGGACCCACAGAUCCAAGCAACAGCAUCUUGGAGGAUGAGUCUGAGAACCAGGAGAACAUUUUAUCCCAGCUGCUGGGUGACUACGAUAAGGUGAAGGCCAUAUCGGAGGGAUCCGACUGCAAGUGCAAAUGUGUGGUGAAACCCAUAAACAGAGACUCCUGUCAAAGCAUAAGCAAUGGGCAGUCCAAGCCAGAAGAUUUUUAUACAGUGGAAACCAUUACGUCAGGACCUAACUGCAAGUGUGCAUGCGUGGCGCCCCCUUCUGCCCUCAAUCCCUGUGAGGGUGACUUCCGCCUGAAGAAACUUCGAGAAACUGAGAAAAAUGGCUUCAAGUUGGCAACAAUUAUAGAGAUGCUGGAAGGAGCCUUUUAUGGACUGGAUCUGUUAAAACUACACACAGUCACCACCAAAAUCACUGGUCGUGUACAAAAGCUUGAAGAGGUGGUUUCCAAGAACCUCACUAAAGAACAAGAGCAAAUUAAGGGCAGUGUGGAUGAAAUCCUGACUGAGAUGCACAAGAAAGAAAAAGAGAAUUGCACUACAGGCAGCCAAGAUGGCAGUUCCCUACAGGACCUCUCUGAGAUUGGCAAGAGCCUACAAAGGGAUGCGGCCGCCGCCUAUUCUCAUAAACACGACAAAUAUGAAGAAAGGUUUCUUAGAGAUGAACAAGCACAAGUAAUGAGUCCAAGGGCCCCAGCUCCGCCUCAGCAAGUUAAGAGAAGGCCACUUUCUCAAAGGCAAAUUCAAGUGAGACCCAGACCAGCCCCAAAGCCGUCAGUCAUCCGAGGGGUCACAUUUUACAAGGCAAAAGUCACAGAUGAUGACAGCGAUUUGGAAGACCAACAGGAUGAACUUUUCAGUGGAGAUAAUGCAAUAGAUAUGUUAAUUGAAGAUCAGCUGAUAAAGCACAAAAUCCAGUACCCUAGCACCACUGAAGAGCCAGCUUCUUCCAGGGGACCCCUAACCUCAGACUAUGCUGAAGGACUACAGACAACUCAUUUAGGACCAUCCACUGCUGAACCUACUGGAACUUUAUCAGUUAUUAAUUAUAGCUCAGAACCUGCCCUUACAACUGACAUUCUGCCAACAACUACUGAACAAGUCACUACUGAGCCACCAGUAAUUACAGAACAAGCUACAACAACGCAGUUGCCAAUAUUUACCACCACAGUGGCUACAACAGCUGUUUUGACAACAGAGGCCACUGAAGGACAGACUGUCGCUUUCCCUACUCCAAAGACUCCGACCCCUCCUGCUCAUCCAGUGGUUACAGUCUCUCCACUGGGAUCUGAUGUUCCCACAACCAGUUCAAAGAUAAAAAACACAGCAAACCAAAGCACGGAUGAUAGCAAAGGAGAGGAAGAUGAUCUCCGAAAGGUUAUUGGGCGAUGUAAGGACACUUUGUCUACCAUCUCCGGCCCCACAACCCAGAACACCUACGGGCGCAAUGAAGGAGCAUGGAUGAAAGACCCCUUGGCAAAGGAUGAGAAAAUUUACGUCACCAACUACUAUUAUGGAAACACCCUUGUUGAGUUCCGAAACCUUGAAAAUUUUAAGCAAGGUCGCUGGAGUAAUUCUUACAAGCUCCCAUACAGCUGGAUAGGUACAGGCCACGUGGUGUACAAUGGUUCUUUCUAUUACAACAGAGCUUUCACUCGCAAUAUUAUUAAGUAUGACUUGAAACACAGAUAUGUAGCAGCCUGGUCAAUGCUUCACGAUGUUGUUUAUGAAGAAUCCACUCCAUGGCGGUGGAGAGGUCACUCAGACAUAGACUUUGCUGUGGAUGAGAAUGGCUUAUGGGUUAUCUAUCCUGCUAUUGAUGAUGAAGGGUUUCAACAAGAAGUCAUUGUGUUAAGCAAAUUAAAUUCAGUGGACCUCACGACACAGAAAGAAACCACAUGGCGGACUGGCCUUAGAAAGGACUUUUAUGGCAACUGCUUUGUCAUUUGUGGGGUUCUUUAUGCAGUUGACAGCUACAACAAGAAGAAUGCCAACAUCUCCUAUGCUUUUGACACACAUACAAAUACUCAGAUUGUUCCAAGAUUGCUUUUUGUGAAUGAAUACUCCUAUACUACACAAAUCGAUUACAACCCAAAGGAUCGUCUCUUAUACACCUGGGACAAUGGCCAUCAAGUCACCUACGAUGUGAUCUUUGCAUACUAAGAAAAUAUCCAGAUACUUUGCCAGUAACACAAGGGCAUUCCAUCUAUUGACUCUGGCUUUUUCACUAAAGAGACAAACUUGAAAAUUUUCCACUGGGUAUUUGAAUAUAACUGAAUCUAAAAAUUGUGAACUUUUUUUACUACGGGACAUUUGCACAUUCCUAUAUAUAUAUAUAUAUGUAUAAAUCAGCUGAAUUUAGUAGCCAUUAUCUAGCAUAGCAUUCUGAAAGCUAUUACUGAACAUGCCACUAAGCAAUGAAACGCAAAGUGUAGUUAUUGUAUUACACUAACCAUAAAAAUUCCCAGGUACUGUACAUGAAAACACCUCUCUAUUCUACAUAUAGGAACCAGAUGACUAUUAUAUAUAUGCACAGAGUGCCACUUGUUAUACAUUUAAGUUAGAAAACAUAUUUUAGAAUGUCAAAAAUGAUCCCCAAAAAUAUAGCAGACAGCAAACCAUUGGCUAAUAAGUGGGUGACGUGUCACACAGUCAUUCAGUAUUCAAUAUACUGUAUUGGUGUGAUAGUGCAAGUCCUAAAAAAAAUUGGGGUCCAAUUUUCAGGCUAAAGUUUGCCAAAUGCCUAUGUUAAACAGUCAGGAUGUAAAUGGGCCCACUAUGGUUAAGUAGCAUGAUAAACUGCACCAACCUGCUCUAUAUAUCCUGUAGGUGCCCAUGACUCCAUAUUGGACUAAUGUGAGCCAAUAUAGGAAUAGCUUGAAAUUCUGGCUCAUAUAGAAACUAAUCAGUGCAGUGUGUUUGUUAAAGGGCAGACCAACUGCAAGCUCAGGAUUGGACUGGCUCACCAGGGUACUGGGAGAAAUCCCAGUUGGCAAUGGUACUGAUGGGCCCCAUCAUCAGGAAGGUGGCGUUAAGUGGUAGUGGGAUUGAUGUUGGGUGGUGAUGUGUGGCAGAUGGUGGGGGGAGUAUUUGGCAGUGUCUCGGGAAGAAGGGCCCUGUGUACCCCAGUCGGACAAUGAGCAAGCCUCAGGGGGGAUUAACUGUUAAUUUACCUAUAAUUCAGCAUAGGGUGGUCAGUCAGGACUGAAUCACUGCCUCACCUGUACUUGAGAUGAGAUGUAUUUUAAAUCUUGGUAUUUAAGGCAAAGAGUGGAAAAGCUGGUCUUUAUGACAAUUUGUGUAUGAAUAAUUGUCCCAUGUAACAUUCAUUUAUACUUGAAAUAGACAAUUAAGCAAAAGCACAUAUGGAAAAGGCAUUCCCAAGUUAUAUCCACUUUCAGCACAGAAGAGGUAGACAGAAUGUUAUGGUCGUUUUGUGCCCUGUAUUGCUUUGACAUAAUGCAGGAUCAUUAUCCAGCUCCUAUAAAAGUUAUAUUCGGAGAAUUUAAUUUCAUAUCAGCGACGACCUGCCAUUGUUUGGCACGAUUCACACAUUAUGCAUAAAGUUUCACUUUAAUUGAUCUAUCAGGAACCAGAUGAUUAUAAUGUAUAUAAAGAAUCUAUUCUGGCACAGAGUGCCAUAUAUUAUACACUAAAAUUGCCAAGCAUAUUUUAGAUUAUCAAAAAUGAUUCAUUUCCCUCUGACGUUUGCAGAUCCUUUAAAAUAUACAAGGUGCCAAUAUGUUCAUGGGUGCACCUAAUAAUUCACUAUUCACUGGACUGGAAUGACAGUAACAAACAUAACAUCGGGAUAUAGGUUUUCUUUUAAUUUGCACAAUAAAUUAUAUUUAUAAUUCAGAAUUACCACAAAUACCAUUAAAAUCCCAGUAAAACACAGUACAAGAUUCUAGGGAUAUCACUUAAGCAGAAGAGCUUCCACACAGUAUAAAUCCAGAAAUCCCAGUCCUUUUUCAAGAUGUAGACAUGGUCAAAUCCUAGGUAUUUGGCUAAACCCUUAGUGGGAGGUUUAUCAAAACUUAAUGUAAAAAAUUCUAAAAUGUAAAAUUUUAAUUCUUUCAAAUUUUUUCACUAAACCUAACAUGUUGUGCAUUGGCUUAACUAGGUGGCACCAGGCCCAGACUGGCAAUCUGUAGAUUCUGGCAAAUGCCAGAGGGGCUGCUGUGAGAUGCCUUCGACAGUCACCAUUUAUUUGGGCCUCUGUGUGCUUGAAAUGCCAGGGCCUAUUUUGAAUCCCAGACCUGCUGGGGCACUUAUCCUUGGAGGGGCUGGCACACAGCGACUUCUACCCUCCCAUGUCUUGCAGGUAGAAGAGUGGAUUUCUCUACAAAUCUAGAGGAAGCAGAUGCCAUGUUUGGGGCCCCCUGUGGGAUCUGCUUCUCUCUAGUUACGCCAGUGGCCCAUUUUUUUUUUGUUCUCUGGUACUUAUUUUUUGUUUGAAUUUUCUUAAGCAACGGGCUGGAGAUAGAUGUUAGAAAGCUGAACAAUCAAACCCAGAUGUUCCCAUUGGUUAACAUGGAUUUUGGCAUAUAUAAGCUUCUCGUGUUUUCUGUUUAGCAAGAAGACACAAGGACAAUUCAUAGAUAGAGAAAACUUUUGUUCUGUGGGACAAAAACCUAUUUUUUCCCAUUAAGAAUAAAAAAAAAUUACUUUUGCUAAAUCUCCCUAAGGGCAAUUACUCUGAUGUUACAGAAAAGCUAGCAAACCAUGAUACUUUGCAUUUUGUGCUGAGACUGUAGUAGAAUUCCAUUUAGCACAUCUUUGAGAAACCUGUUCUUUUGCUGUGACAAUGAGCAGCACAUGGAGGGCAGUUUCAAGACAUGAUUUCAUUUUUAACCGCUGGCAGAUGAUGCGGAGAACUAAAAUGCCAACACUGAGAUGUGACUAACUAGUCAAAUAUCCAGCGCCAGCCAGUGAUUAAAACCUUUUCCCAAAGCAGAUGCUCAUUACCCCAUGUAGCCAUUCACUGUAUACAUAAAAGAUAUAAAUCGGCUCAUCACAACAACCUGAUGUCCCCCAGUUGCAUGCAACCACAAAACUGCCUAUGGCAAAGAGAAUCGAUAUCGUGGAGAUUUUUCCUUUCAUAAUAAAAACAAUGCUAUAAAAAGUAUGGCUUUAUAAAUUGGCCAAUAUUUAUAUAAUGCUCACAUUAAUAAGCUGACAAGUGGCUAAAUAUCAUUUAACUCUCACUUGUCAAAAGAACUGGCUUGUUAGAAGGGUAAGAGUCAAUAAAUGAAAGGGGAGUAUUAUUCAUAUAGGUAUCCAUCUUUAUAUGUUAUCAAUUAAGAACCCAGAUAGUUCUUAUAAAAUGUAAUAAAACAACAAAGGAAUUCUAGAGCCCUACUGUGUAUGGGUUUCGAUUCAUGGUUAUAUACCUCACAAUGUAAAAUUCCCAGCUUUAAACCAAAAACCUUUACCCCAUUCGGAGUUAUAAACUGCAAUGGGACAACAGAAAGGAAUUCCGGAGCCCCACUGAGCAUUGGAGUUUGAUUUUCUUUUAUGUGCAGCAUAUUUUCAGCUUUGAACCAAAAACCUUGUAUGGCCUUUGGAUUUACAAAGGCAAAGUUAAUGCCACGCUAUUAAUCCAUUCCAGCCAAUCAAAAAUGUGCCUUUGUUAUUCUUACUGCAGUGAAAGCUAAGUGACAAUUGGUCGCUAUGGGUAACUAAAUCAGCACCAACUUUGUACAUAGCUCUAAAUCACCUCAAAUGCUCCUGUCUGUUUGCAGAGUGUCUGGAAGCCUAGAAGUCUAUUAUAUAUGAAAGAAUCUGUUAAAAACAGCUUAAGAAAAAUCUUUGCUCUCCUUGUUUUCCAUUCAUCAUACAAAAUGUGUCCAUACCUGAUCCAAGCCGUGCCUUGCUGGCUUCAUAAAUCUACAAACCACAAACCAGUCUCAGUUUAAACUUAGCAGGAAUAGAGGGUCCAAUUUCUUGUUGCUAAAGCUGAACAUUUUUUGAAAUAUCGAUCACAAACCUGUAAUAAAAACAGUGGCAGAGAUGUUCCAUUAGCACUUUCUAAUGUUGAUUUUGUACAAAUUGCAAAGCAAAUGUUUGUACUUUCUUUUUGUAUUCCUCAGUGGAUUGUGGAUCAAUCUGCAUCGUUGCUUGAACUGUAUGUUUGAUAUAGUCGGCUUCUUAUGUAUAAAAAUGUGACUUUGUAUUUGCUGGCA